CCCCCUUCUUAUGAAAUACAUGUGGUGUGAAGACUGUUUUCCUUAUUAAUAUUCGAGUAGUUUACAAUUUUAGUUUACAUUCGACACUUUAGUUGUGGUAUUUGCAUUUCCAGUGCAGUUUGGCAAACCUCGAGUCCCAGCGCUUCUCACUCUCACGGCGCAUGCGCAAAGCGUCAAAAUGGCGGCGCCCAUGAAGUUCGUUUGCCUCGAGCAGUUUCCAUCCGAUUUGCACCCACUGCAAGUAAUCGUCCAUAAGUCACAGUUAACUCCGAUGUUUCCGAACUGCACUGAAACCUCAUGCGCGCUGUUAUUAUCCUGUCAGGAAACUCGGCCGUUCAGAAAGUCUGCAGUUUUAGUUUGCGCCCACAUAACAUCUGAGGAGCUCCCUGACUGCGCGGUCCACAGGAACUCCAGCACUCUGAUGAUUUAUGUGUCGAAAACCUUUUUAAGUCACUACAGUUUUCAAGAAGAAAAGUCAGGAAUCGCGCGUAGCAUACAGCUUCUGCCUUUGGACAAGAUAACAAUUGGUGCUCGCACGAAGCAGAGUUUCAGAUGGGCGUCUUCGGAAGAGUUCUCCAGUUACCUGCUAGUUUUGGCAUCAUGUCCAGGACAGACACUGUUGGUGAGGAGGGGUGACACUCUGAUUUUACCCCACCAUCCCCUCCUCGGGGAUAACGCCACUCUGGUGCAUCAAUAUCUCUCUGAUUUGGUUGUGCUGGAUUGUACACCUCUUACCCAGGGUAUGAUCACUGUGAACACUACUGUUGUAGUCUCUGAUUGCAGAGACCUUUUACAUGGCCAUGGUGUUUUGGACUCUGCUGACAGCAGCGUAACCCACAGACCGUCCAGCGUGUCCUUGUUUGUCUCUGAUUUCGCCCAUUAUGCAAACAAUCUUGCCUCCGGGAGCUCCUUACUAAGCAACCGACUUUUGUUCAGUUCUGGAUUUACAGAGGUCCUCCAAGCUCUCGAGUGCAGGCUGGACGUGCAGGUCACCUUCGACAGUGCUAAGCUUUGCAGGUUGGCAAAAUCAGGAAGGAAAAUUGGGAAGAAUGCAGAGCUGGAUGCGGACAGCUCUAUUUUUGUGAGCAAAAACAUGUUGUUGAAACUAGGGUUGUUUAACGGUGAAUGGGUCAUGGCUUCCCCAGGAAACAUAAAAAGAUGUCCAGGGGUAGAAGGGGGACAAAGUCCUCCAGACAACGAAAGUGCAACAACAUUUGUUGCUAAGACCAAAGGACAUUGUGAACUGGCUAAAAUCGUGGCUUUUAAGAAGUCUCCAGACUUGGAUGUUAACGAUAACACAGGUUUCAUAUCACCUGUUCUGUGGUUUAACUUGUCCGAUGGAGAUGCAGCACCUGUUGAAAGUAAAAGUCUUAAAAUCAAGAGAUGGAACAAGCCACCGUUACAGCCAGGACAGAAACUGUCUGCAAGUAUGUGCUGUUCUACUGCACCUCCAUAUGCCAAAGAGCUGCACAUUGAAGUGGUUGUGUCUCCAGAUUAUGACUCCCGUCAGCCCUUUGACAAUGUUCUCUUUAAGCACUUUAGCACACCUCGACUUGUCCAGCAGGGAGGCAUACUGGGCAUUUCAACCGAAGGGCAUCCUGAUUUUGUAGAAAGCAGCUCUGGUGGAAUCACAAGAUGGCCUGUCUUAUAUUUUAAAGUGAAGCAGGUGUCUGGCUUUUCUGAGGAUGCGGCGGAAGUCACAUCAUAUCUUGCUGACACAGACCACACCUCUCUGUAUAUGAGAGGCAGCACCAAUAGUCUGGCACCGUUCUCUAUCUCAGAGCUAAGUUCAUCCUUCUGGAUGAGUCUCGCACCUCCGGGACUUUCUGGUGCUGUUGAGAAAUUGGUCUUCAUCGUCCAGCCACAUUUGACAGAAAGGUGUGCAAGUUUGAGACGACCAUGCUCCAUUCUCUUAAUGGGUCCAGAUGGAUGUGGGAAAGUCACAGCGGUUAAAGCAGUUUGCCGGAGACUUCACCUGCACCUACUUAAGGUGGACUGUGUGACCCUGUGUGGAGACACUGCAGCUUCCUGCGAGUCCAAGAUGAAGGCUGCCUUCCAAAGAGCUGAGCUCCAUCAUCCCUGUGUGCUUCUGCUCAGAAACCUGCAGUUACUCGGCCAGCGGCGAGAUGGUACAGAAACAGACACCAGAGUAGCCUCUGCGCUCUGCCAGCUUGUAGCCGAUGCCCACCUAAGUGUAAUCAUAGUUGGGUGUGUGCAUGGCCAACGAGAUUUGUCCUCAGAUGUGAUGCCUGCCUUUGUGCACCAGGUGGUGAUAGAGAGUCCCACAGAGGAGCAGAGGAAAGCCAUGCUAGCUAGCCUCAGUCAAGAUCUCCCUCUGGGAAAAGAUGUCAAUCUGGUCAAAAUCGCUAAACAGACAGCGGGUUUCAUUUUGGGAGAUUUUUGCGUAUUACUCAUCAGUGCUGGAAAAGCAGCUCAUCGGCGCCUGCUGAAAACUUACUAUCCACUUGGAGCCAGUGCUCAGGAAGAGGAGGACCUGUGUGUGCUCGGUGUGACCAUUAUGGGAGCUGACUUCACUUCAGCGCUAGAGACUCUACAGGAAGCCCACUCACAGGCAAUUGGCGCACCAAAGAUCCCAUCAGUGAAGUGGCAGGAUGUGGGCGGACUGCAGCAAGUGAAGAAGGAAAUCCUGGACACCAUCCAGCUCCCUCUUGAACAUCCAGAGCUCCUCUCCCUGGGCCUCAGACGCUCUGGUCUGCUCCUGUACGGGCCUCCAGGCACCGGCAAGACCCUGCUGGCCAAAGCUGUGGCCACAGAGUGCUCUAUGACCUUUCUUAGUGUCAAAGGUCCAGAGCUCAUUAACAUGUAUGUUGGUCAGAGUGAGGAAAACAUCAGAGAGGUGUUUUGCAAAGCUAGGACAGCAGCACCAUGCAUUAUCUUCUUCGAUGAGUUGGACUCAUUGGCCCCUAAUCGAGGCCGCAGUGGAGACUCGGGAGGGGUGAUGGACAGGGUCGUGUCACAGCUCUUAGCUGAGCUUGAUGGUCUGCAUUCAUCUAGCGAUGUCUUUGUGAUUGGAGCAACCAACCGACCAGACUUACUCGACCAGUCACUGCUCAGGCCUGGAAGAUUUGAUAAGUUAGUGUAUGUUGGCAUCAAUGAAGACAAGGAAUCACAACUGCAAGUCCUCAAGGCUAUAUUACGAAAGUUUAAGGUAGAUCCCAGUGUCAGUCUGUCAGAAAUAGUGGAGCGCUGUCCACUUCAGCUCACAGGAGCAGAUCUAUAUGCACUCUGCUCUGACGCCAUGAUGUCUGCUAUUAAGAGGAAGAUUUUGCACGUCACUGAAGGUCUGGAGUCAGAGGAUGUUACGCUCAUGCUGUGUGCUGAAGACUUUAACCGGGCUCUGGAUGUCUUGCAGCCGUCUGUGUCUGAUGAGGAGCUGCACAAGUACAAACUUAUCCAGCAGAAACUCACUGCGAAGUAACACAGCCGCCACCACCACCACCACAACCACAAACGCCGCGGCAGACUGGAGUAAACUCCUGUAGAUCACACCAUUCUUCCUGCUCCAAGCCACCUCCGUCUCUGUGCUGCUCCAGAUUCCCUACUCUGCCUACUCAUACUUUGCAGCCGGAUCUCUUUCUUUAACUUUCAGCUAAUUUGACAAAUGUCAUUUUACUGCACUACACUUUUCUAAAUUAAUACACAAGGAGAUUGGAGGAAAUUGAAAAAGAAAAAGGGUGAGAAGAAAACCCUUCACAUGGUGAUAAAGUUUAUAUCCAUAGGGAAAAAUUAGAUUAGAAAGUUAAUAAAAUAUUUCUAUAUAAUUUUAGGGAACUAUAUCUAUCCUAAGAUAAAGGUGGCAAACUAUGUAAGAAGUGGAAAAACUUUUUUUGUUGUUUUUCCCCCAAAACUGCAUUAGCAACCAAGUUUCAGAUUUUGACUAAAAUGGUAAAAUCAGCCAUAUUUGUAAAAAAAAAAAAAAAAACAAUGGGAAAAUUAAAGAAAGUAACAAUCACAAAACUAAAUUAAAGCAUCAUCAGUUUUGACAUAAGCCUUACCUAAAGUAUUUUCUGGC
Molecule: messenger RNA, 4033 nt
Organism: Clarias gariepinus (North African catfish)
Lineage: Eukaryota; Metazoa; Chordata; Actinopteri; Siluriformes; Clariidae
Gene: pex6
Product: peroxisomal biogenesis factor 6
Exons: 17
Coding region: 179-3439 (1086 amino acids)
Biological process (GO): protein import into peroxisome matrix
Cellular component (GO): cytosol; peroxisomal membrane
Molecular function (GO): ATP hydrolysis activity; ATP binding
Source: RefSeq, a predicted model, not a curated record